AAAAGUUCGCUCGUAGUUUCAGUACUUUAUGACAGUUUAGCCUCUGAACAGCCAUGGACGAAGUGACAGGAGCUCAGCUGAUUGCCGAGUCUCUAAAAGCUCAGAAUGUGGAGUACAUGUUUGGGAUAGUUGGUGUUCCGGUCAUAGAGGUGGCCAUGGCAGCUCAGGCUGCAGGGAUCAGAUAUGUGGGAAUGCGCAACGAACAAGCGGCGUGCUAUGCGGCAUCUGCCAUUGGAUACCUCACUGGGAGACCAGGUUCCUGCCUCGUGGUGUCUGGACCUGGACUCAUUCAUGCUCUGGGUGGAAUGGCCAACGCUAACAUGAACUGCUGGCCUGUGGUUGUUAUUGGAGGCUCCACAGAUCAAAGCCUGGAAACAGCAGGAGCCUUUCAGGAGUUUCCUCAGGUGGAAGCAUGCCGCCUUUAUAGCAAGUUUUCUGCCCGACCCAGCAGUCUGGAAGUGAUCCCUUCAGUGAUAGAGAAGGCAGUUCGCACCAGCAUGUAUGGGCGUCCAGGUGCGUGUUAUGUGGAUAUUGCAGGGGACAUGGUCAAUGCUAGAGUGGACAGGAGCAAAGUCAGAGUGGUUUCCUGCUGUCCGUCUCCACCUGUGAGUUUGGCUCACCACGGUGCAAUCGCAGAAGCCUUGUCUGUCUUGAGAGCAGCGCAAAGACCCUUAGUCAUCAUUGGCAAAGGAGCAGCUUAUGGCCGAGCGGAAACGGCCCUAAGGGAGUUUGUGGAAAUCACUGGUCUGCCAUUUCUGCCCACCCCCAUGGGGAAAGGGGUCCUACCUGAUGAUCACCCCAACUGUGUGGCAGCUGCCCGCUCGAGAGCUCUUCUCGAGGCUGAUGUUGUGCUCCUGUUCGGAGCCAGGCUGAACUGGAUCCUACAUUUUGGUCUGCCACCUAGAUUCAACCCGAAUGUCAAGAUCAUCCAGGUUGACCUUUGUGCUGAGGAGAUGGGGAACAACGUGAGCCCUGCUGUUGCUCUCCUGGGAGACGUCAACGCUAUUGUCAUCCAGCUGCUGGAGGUCCUCCAUAAAGAUGGGUGGAAAUAUCCCUCUGCUACUGAGUGGUGGAGCACACUGAAGGAUAAAAUUGUUACUAAUGCAAAAAUAUCAAAGGCACUCGCUCUACAGUCAACACUGCCCAUGAACUACUACACAGUGUUUCAUCACAUCUCCCAGCUAUUGCCACAUGACUGUAUCAUCGUCAGCGAGGGAGCCAACACUAUGGACAUUGGACGCACUAUGUUGAACAACCGCCUCCCUCGACACAGGCUGGAUGCUGGCACGUUUGGAACAAUGGGAGUCGGCCUUGGCUUUGCUAUAGCAGCAGCCUGUGUGGAGAGGAGUGAGCAGUCAAACCAAAGGAUCGUCUGUGUGGAAGGAGACAGUGCCUUUGGGUUUUCUGGCAUGGAAGUUGAAACCAUGUGCAGGUAUAAUCUACCUGUGAUCAUCAUUGUGGUCAAUAAUAAUGGAAUUUACAACGGAGUGGAUGUUGAGACGUGGAAAGAAAUGGCAAAAAUGGGAGAUCUGACCUCUAUUGCCCCUCCCGUGACCCUCCUACCUGAGGCACGCUAUGACGAAGUCAUGACAGCGUUUGGAGGUCGUGGGUUCCUGGUGAGGACGGUGGAGGAGCUGCGCAGUGCUUUACAGCUCAGCCUGAGUGACUGGGAGAGGCCAAGUCUCCUAAAUGUGCUCAUUGAGCCUUCCUCCGACAGAAAACCGCAGGUAACUGUCACUUGUCGGGAAUAUAUAUUCCCAGUCAUCCUCAGAAGUACAGGUUAAAAUGAAAGAAAAUCCACUGUAGUUUUAUUGUGAAGAUUGAAUUCCCCAGUUGUGGGAAUACCACGCCCCCUGGUGCGUGAGCAUGGAAUUUAUGCUGCAGUGACACUUUCCUGCUUCUUAAAACGCAGUUGUGUCUGUUUUUCUCCAACAUGGUCAAUGCCCUAUCCCUGGGAGCCGGGACUUCCUCUGGCAGAGGACACGUAUGAAUGGUUACACGGUCCUCAUUUAGAUGGAGGCAUGGCACCUCCUCCGGAUAAAGGUUGAGGGUUUCCCGUUUUAGAACAGAAUGCCUUUACCUGCAUAAUAUAUUUCCAUAGCUAAAUCCAAAUGUUCAGAAUUCUGUGCCGACACAGAUUGGCCAACCUUGUGGGCAAGGCCAGGACCUAAACUGCCUCAAUGUUUUCGCAGACUACCAGAGAUUCAGGUUUAAUGGGUCUAGAACGACUGAGAUCUUAAGUCUCGUCUGAUGACAUGAGGACUUCAGUCAGGUGAUAGUACCAAAAGCUGCAAGAUGGAUUCAGCCGCUGUGUCAUGUUUACCUGGUGCCCCCUAGGAGGUGGAACAGAAAGGAGAUGUACAAGGACUCCAAUAAUAUUAGAUGGUCACAGCAGCAAAACCGGGCGGGAUUAAAGCCGACAGCACCUCGGUUCAUGAGUAGUGCAGUGCAGAAAACCGCCUGGUGUUUACUUGGCUCUCGUCUCAUCUUUGUAGGGCUGCGUGACCGACAUGCCUUAGUGAACACUAAUCCACACACCCCAGGUGCACCGCAGAACUGUUGUAUUCCUCUCACAAUCCCUCCACCUCCCACUAACCUGACCUUUCUAUUUCAGGGUCCCCAUAAUUAGAAUGCAUGGCCCUCUGUUUAUGUUGAAUGUAUCCAUGCAACCCUUCGCAGACAUGUUUGAAGGUUGUAUUGAGGGCUGUAUCCAUGGUGCUGAGCUCUCUGUGACCAGGAGAAAGAAUUAUCACCUGAAGACAUGUGCUGCCCUUAUUGUUUGCCUCCUAACUGUUAGUCACAUUUAGGUUUAAAGUUUAGGCACUGGAGGAAGAUGAACUAUUCAUGUUGUCUAGUAAAAGUCACUUUUUGAAUGUGGACACUAAAUGGACUCAACAUUGACCUUCACCUCUAAUAUCUCUAUCAUCUAAUAUAAUGCUGUCUUGUCUGCAGGAGUUCCCGUGGCUCACACGCUCCAACUUAUAGACUGAAAGAGGGAUCUGCCUCCUCCCGUGUCCAGAACAUUAUCAGAACAGCGGUGACUGUUUUUCUCAGGAAACUCAAACUGAGAAUAUAUAUAAAUAGGUUGUGAUUGUUUCCAUGAAAUACAUUUUUUUUUAUUAAUUCUUACUAGGCAGGAGUAGAACCCUGAAGAAAAUUAUUAAUAGUACAAUUAAAAACAAUUUAAAUACGCUGAA
Molecule: messenger RNA, 3197 nt
Organism: Pseudoliparis swirei
Lineage: Eukaryota; Metazoa; Chordata; Actinopteri; Perciformes; Liparidae
Gene: hacl1
Product: 2-hydroxyacyl-CoA lyase 1
Exons: 16
Coding region: 54-1784 (576 amino acids)
Biological process (GO): fatty acid alpha-oxidation
Cellular component (GO): peroxisome
Molecular function (GO): magnesium ion binding; catalytic activity; thiamine pyrophosphate binding
Source: RefSeq, a predicted model, not a curated record